Molecule: messenger RNA, 471 nt
Organism: Panicum hallii
Lineage: Eukaryota; Viridiplantae; Streptophyta; Magnoliopsida; Poales; Poaceae
Exons: 3
Coding region: 1-471 (156 amino acids)
Molecular function (GO): nucleic acid binding
Source: RefSeq, a predicted model, not a curated record
AUGAUAGGGCCCUUGGCAACUGCGCCAGGAGAUUUUACUCACGUGUUGGUGGCCAUCGACAAGUUUACGAAGAGGAUCGAGUACAAACCAAUUACAAAGCUCUGCGCAGAUCGAGUGGUUAGCUUCCCCAACACUAUCAUUACGGAUCUGGGAUCCAACUUCCACUCACACAAAUUAUGGGAAUUCUGCGAGGUCAGCGCCAUUGAGGUCAAGUAUGUCUCAGUGGCUCACCCGCGGGCCAACUGCCAGGUUGAGCGCACCAACGGCAUGAUCCUUGAUGGAUUGAAGAAAAGAUUCUACGACGAGAACAACAGAAAGGGUGGCAAGUGGAUCCAUGAGAUCUCGUCAAGCCUUGAUGAGAUCCCAGACAAGGCCCUCAGGAUCAAAGAUGGUUCAAGAAUUUUCCAUUAUUUUAGUGCAAGAGUAGCAGAUUCACUAGGUGGUGCAUUUGCAAGUGUUGUGGGCUUCUAG